AUGUCCAAUCCAUUAGUAGACCGUAUACUCAAUAAUCCGCUCACGUUUGUUGCUGCGAAAAACAAGGAACUGGAGGACCUGAAGGCAGAGGCUAGCUCAUAUAUUGUUCUUAGUGCCGGUAAGAAAAGUAUCCCAAUUUCCUCAAACACAACCAGUGCACCGGUCGCGAAAAUGGCAAAAAGAGUCGCACCGAAGACAAGAUCUUUGGCCGAAACACUUGCUGCAUACACUGGAAAAAAGUAUCGUGCUAAGAAUGAUCGCAAGCAGAAGCUCAAGGAAGCCAGAGAAGUCAACGCUCAGAAACACAUGGAUGACUCAUCCGAUGAUACACAGUACGAAUCUGCCUCUGAAUUCCAAACAGAUAAUACUGACCUGUCCUUCCAAGGAUUCAAGAGCUCGCCUGAUGAUGGUGUAGACGUGUCUCUGACUUCAAACACCGAAGAUAUUGGGGAGGCAGUCAGCGACUCUGAAACUCCCGGCUCUGUCUCGGAGACCGAGACUAUCACAAUGAGCUCUGAAAUCAGGGGCACAUCUGCUAAGUCUCCACUCUCACGGAAUGCAGAGGCAUCUGCUACCUCUUCGUCCUCUGCAGCUUCUUCCUCGUCAUCGGAUCAAGAAGCUUCAUCAGAAGCCUCAUUUCAAGAAAGUGACAGCGAGGAUCUCGGGGAAGUCGUAAAUGGAGCGGUUUUUGAUGCCAUGGCUCCUGAGCUCAUCGGCGGUCUGACUACAAAAGCAGCUGAAAGUGAUAAAGGCGAUGACGAGGAGGAAGAAAGCGAUGCCGAUGCCGAUGACAGUGAAGAUCCAGAUGUUUUAUCUGAUGCCGAUGAACAUGAACAAGAGGAAGAGGACAUUGAGGUCGAGACCGGGUUUACAGGCGAAGAACUUUCCCAACUCAAGGAGGAUUUAUUGAAAGAUGCAAAAACUGCAAUCGCAGCUGAGACCGAUAAGAACGAGAACAUUACUCCAUCAUCUCCACAGGAACUUCCUCCAACCCCACCAGACAUGAACGAUCACUACAAGGUUGGUGAAACGCCCAAGAACAUGGAAGAAACCAGUCGUAUCUCAACAGUUUGGAGUCCGGGCUUUGAAAAGAAGCGUUGUGUGGGUCUCAUAAAUUUUGGCGUUACUUGCUACAUGAACUCUGCAAUCCAGACAAUGGUUCAUAUUCCCGCAGUGCAACUGUAUCUUAUGGAGAUCCAGGCCAACAAACACAAGCAAAUAUCACCUCGCUCAGUCUCAUAUACUCUUGCGGAGCUUGCCUCUCGUAUGUGGAAUUUCUCGAAAGACAAGCGUUCAGACAGCAAAUACAUCAAGCCAAAGAAGAUGGUGCAGAGAUUGGAGGAUAUCAACUGCAUGAUGAGCGAAUGGCAACAAGAGGACUCUCAUGAGUACUUCAUGAGUCUUAUGUCUAGGCUCCAAGAAGACAGCACGCCAAAGGGUAAGAAGCUCAAUGAGUCCAUUAUCUACGAUAUCUUCGGAGGUCUUCUUGAGCAGGAAGUGAUCUGCCAAGAAUGUAAGAGCGUCAGUCUUACAAAGCAAGAAUUCUAUGAUUUGUCUUUGGGCUUCAACAAGAGAAGGCUCUCCAACGACGCCAUCGAAGAUGAAAAUGCACCAAAAUAUUCUAUUGAAAGAGCCAUCCGGGACUUCUUCAGCCUUGAAACCAUUCGUACUGAUAAAAACGAUCCAUCCUCGGGUUACUUCUGCGAAAAGUGCCACAAGAAAACCAUUGCUACUAAAAAAUCCACAAUCGAGAAGAGUCCUCAAACACUUCUAGUGCACAUGAAGAGAUUUAAGUUCAACGGGAACUCCUCACUGAAGGUUAAGCAGCCUAUUCUUUAUCAGAAAUAUCUCAAUCUCGAGAAGUUCAGUAGCAAUGGUGAGCCCAUUAGAUACCAACUAAUUGGUGUCAUUGUGCAUGAGGGCAGAUCAAUUCUGUCUGGGCACUAUGUGGCACACUGCAUGCGUCCCGAUGGAUCGUGGGCCACCUAUGAUGACGAGUACAUUAAUCUGAUCGACGAGAGACAAGCAAUGACAGACCCAUCGGCGUAUUGCUUGUUAUACACCAAAUUGCAACCUAAGGGCCAGAAGAGAGGCAGUGAAGUCAAGCACCAAACCAAGUCUAAGAAACGGUCCAAGUUGUAA
This is a messenger RNA of Australozyma saopauloensis, 2142 nucleotides long. RefSeq names its product ubiquitin-specific protease (gene DOT4). The transcript has a single exon. The record is from RefSeq and is a predicted model, not a curated record. Bases 1 to 2142 code for a protein of 713 amino acids. Gene Ontology annotation, biological process: protein deubiquitination. Gene Ontology annotation, molecular function: cysteine-type deubiquitinase activity. Lineage: Eukaryota; Fungi; Ascomycota; Pichiomycetes; Serinales; Metschnikowiaceae.